UUUGCAUUCUGAGACUUUGGUCGGGGUGAGUCCCCACACUGUUUGCACAAUUUCUUGGGCUCCUCUGACUAAAGGGCACAGAACUCCCAUUUGGCUGAGUGUCUAGCUGGCCCUCUUCUGGAAAUAUGGCUUUCCCUGCAGGAUUUGGAUGGGGGGCGUCCACUGCAGCUUAUCAAGUGGAAGGAGGCUGGGAUGCAGAUGGAAAAGGCCCUAGUGUCUGGGACACAUUCACCCAUCAGGGAGGAGAGAGAGUUUUCCAGAACCAGACUGGCGAUGUAGCUUGUGGCAGCUACACUCUGUGGGAGGAAGAUUUGAAAUGUAUCAAACAGCUUGGAUUGACUCAUUACCGCUUCUCUCUUUCCUGGUCACGUCUGUUACCUGAUGGGACGACAGGUUUCAUCAACCAGAAAGGAAUAGACUAUUACAACAAGAUCAUUGAUGAUUUGUUAACUAAUGGGGUCAUACCCAUAGUGACACUCUACCACUUUGACUUGCCUCAGGCCUUAGAAGACAAAGGAGGUUGGUUGUCAGAGGCAAUCAUCGAAUCCUUUGACAAAUACGCCCGGUUUUGCUUCAGUACGUUUGGAGAUCGAGUCAAGCAGUGGAUCACCAUAAAUGAGCCUAAUAUUCUUGCCAUCAUGGCGUAUGAUCUCGGUGUAUUUCCUCCUGGUGUACCUCACUUUGGAACUGGAGGUUAUCAGGCAGCUCAUAAUUUGAUCAAAGCUCACGCCAGAUCCUGGCACAGCUACGAUUCUUUAUUCCGAAAGGAGCAGAAGGGCAUGGUGUCCCUAGGAAUUUUUGCUGGCUGGGCGGAACCAGCAGAUACCAACUCAGUGUCCGACCAGGAAGCUGCUAAAAGAGCCAUUGCUUUCUGCUUGGAUUUCUUUGCUAAACCCAUAUUUAUUGACGGUGAUUAUCCAGAAGUUGUCAAGUCCCAGAUUGCCUUCAUGAGUAAAAAGCAAGGCUCUCCAUCAUCAAGGCUUCCAAAAUUUACAGAAGAAGAGAAGAGAAUGAUUAAAGGCACAGCUGAUUUCUUUGCUGUGCAAUAUUAUACAAGUCGUUUAGUCAAGUACCAGGAGAACAAGAAAGAAGAAGUGGGUUUUCUUCAGGAUGUGGAGCUUCAAGUUUUUCCAGACCCAUCUUGGAAAAGGUUGGAUUGGGUCUAUGUGGUGCCAUGGGGAAUACGUAAACUACUGAAAUAUAUUAAGGAUACGUAUAAUAACCCUGUAAUUUACAUCACUGAGAACGGGUUUCCCCAGGGUGACCCUGCAUCUCUUGAUGACACUCAGCGCUGGGAGUAUUUCAGACAGACGUUUCAGGAACUGUUCAAAGCUAUCCAGCUUGAUAAAGUCAAUCUUAAAUUAUAUUGUGCAUGGUCUCUUCUGGAUAACUUUGAGUGGACCCAAGGGUACAGUAGCCGGUUUGGUCUCUUCCACGUUGAUUUUGAGGAUCCUGCUAGACCUCGAGUCCCUUACACAUCAGCCAAGGAGUAUGCCAAGAUCAUCCGAAAUAAUGGACUAAAGGAAAGUCUAUAAAAGACGGCUGUCCCAUGUCUGCUGGAGAAGAGGCCUCUGCUUUUGGAAAGGAUGUCUGCUUUGGUGAUCCUUCAGACAAUCUCAAGUUGCCUUUGUAAUCAUCUCCUACCAGCUGAUCCAUGAUUAUAAAGUCUGAAUAUGUAAUGCCUGGGGAUGUAUUUAAUGAUGGCCUUUACUGUAUUUGCAUGUGGAUCAAUGAGGCUUUGAAAAAAAAUAGAAUAGAAAACCACUGAAAUUGAUUUUUAUGUUAAGAAAUCAGAUAGACUAGGAAACUUCAAUUUAAAUCCUUAGAAUUUUUCUAGAAAAAAAUAAUGCAAAAUUUAUAAAGAUAGCAUGCUCGUGAUUUGCAGCUCAAACAGCAAGACCACUUAUUAUAAGAAUACUUGUUUAUGAACCUAGUUUUUCUGGUUAUGUCAGUUAUUGUUUGCUUUGUAGGUACUUUUUCAUGUGAUCCAUAAUUUUUCUACUGUUUAAUCUAGUAUAAAAAAUCAAAAUUAAAAGUUAGUCACAUUAUGCAGUUAUGCAUUCUCUUCAACAAAGGGAUUAAUUGAUAACACAUUUAAUAAAAUGGAUUUGUUGAUGUGUUUGGCACAUGUUUUCUUAAUGCGUGAACAAGUGCAUCUUUCUCUUGUCUGAUGAAUUAUUUUCGAAAAAUAAUAAAUUAAUAAAGCAAAUUAGA
This is a messenger RNA of Herpailurus yagouaroundi (jaguarundi), 2214 nucleotides long. RefSeq names its product cytosolic beta-glucosidase. The record is from RefSeq and is a predicted model, not a curated record. Gene Ontology annotation, cellular component: cytosol. Gene Ontology annotation, molecular function: beta-galactosidase activity; glycosylceramidase activity. The coding region runs from base 126 to 1535 and encodes 469 amino acids. Lineage: Eukaryota; Metazoa; Chordata; Mammalia; Carnivora; Felidae. The transcript has 5 exons. Gene Ontology annotation, biological process: carbohydrate metabolic process; glycosylceramide catabolic process.